Messenger RNA from Lycium barbarum (goji berry), 602 nucleotides. Its product is annotated as transcription factor PAR1-like. The transcript has a single exon. Gene Ontology annotation, biological process: regulation of DNA-templated transcription. The coding region runs from base 65 to 421 and encodes 118 amino acids. NCBI's taxonomy places the organism in Eukaryota, Viridiplantae, Streptophyta, Magnoliopsida, Solanales, Solanaceae. The record is from RefSeq and is a predicted model, not a curated record.
CAUCCCCGCUUUUCCUCCUAUAACCAUCCUCCUCCUUACUCUUCCUCCCAUCAAAAAAAAUACCAUGGAGAGCACUUGUAACAACAGUGAAGAAACAAGUUCAAUACUAACCACAUUUUCAAGAAAAGAUAAGAGAAUGACUCAAAAAGGGUCAAAGAGGAUAAAGAGGAGGAGAGAUAGUGGCUAUAUUGUUAAUAAUGAGAAAAAUCAAGAAGAGGAAGGGGAUGAUAAGGCUGAGGUGGAAGAGAAGAUCAUGGCAUUGCAAAAAAUAGUACCAGGUGGGGAGCAACUUGGUGUUGAUAUGUUAUUUGAAGAAACUGCUGAUUAUAUUUUGCAAUUGCAAUGUCAAGUCAAAGCACUCAAAGUUCUUGCUAGAUUUGUUGAAGGUACUGAGAAAGAAAGGAUGAAGCUUGGAGGUUAAUUAAUUAAUUUGAUGUAAUUUUCUUUGUUCUUUUUUUUGGUUUUGGUUUAGGUACAUUUUGGUUAUUAAUCAUAGACCAAGUUAGUUUUUUUUUUUUUUUUUUUUUUUUUUUUUGGAGCUAAGGAGAAGGGCUGGUGUUAAUUAAAACUUGCACCUUUACUCAAUUAUUUGGUUCUCUUCA